UUCUCCGGUUACGGUUCAGGACUGAUUAAUCUCCCUGUCGUAUUCUAUACCCAGAGAAGCAGGAAUAGUUGUUUCUUGUGAUCCUUGAUGCUGACAGUUUAAAAGAAAGAGGAGUGCCCUAGAGUUGUCUUGUGUAAAAUUUAACAGGAAAAAUGGCCACCAUGGAAUCCCCUACAGUUUUAUCAGUUCUCCCUAUCCUUCUGCUCCUGGUAGGACUAUGGUCCCCUAUAUCCCUCCUAGAUGAGAACAAGACUAACCUUAGGAUUCAAGAUCCGCAAGAGAUCCUCUUACAACUAAAGCAUGUUGAAGAAAUACCUAAACUUCUUCCAAAAUCAUCUUUUCCCAAAAUCCAAGAUGGCGUCGUUGUAAAACAAACAGAAAAUUGUUUCAGCCUAAAGAAGAAAUUUUGCACAGAAGUCAAGGAAUCAAAUCAGGAGGAUGAUCCCAAAAAUUGGACAGAUGAUCCCAAGAAUAUGACAGAUGAUCCCAAGAAUAUGACAGAAGAUCCCAAGAAUAUGACAGAAGAUCCCAAAAAUUGGACAGAUGAUCCCAAGAAUACGAUAGUUGAUCCCAAGAUUAGGAUAGAGGAGGACCAAGAUGCCUUUAUCCUUCCCCCAGACACAAAAGAUCAAAUUACAAACAUUUUUAUAGAAAACCAAACUCCAAUUACUUUAGUAGAAAAUCAAGAUCCAAGUAUUCUCGGUCUUAAAGAUCAAUCUUCAACUGCCUUGGAAGAAGAUCAAGCAAAUGAUCAAGCUCUAAUCGAUGAUCAAAUUUUCAACAUUCUUGUAAAAGAUCAAACUCAAAAUACUUUAACAGAAGAUCAAUCUCAAAACAAUAUGAUAAAAGAUCGAUCUCAAGAUCAAGUUACCAAUAGCCGAACAGAACAUAAAAACCCUGAUAUUCUUGAAGAAGAUCAAGCUCCAUAUACUCUUACAGAAGAAUUUUAUGAUGCUCUUACAGAAGAUGAUACUCCUGAUACUCUUGUAAAAGAUGAAUCUCCUGAUACUCUUACAGAAGAUGAAACUCCUGAUACUCAUGUAAAAGAUGAAUCUCCUGAUUCUCUCACCAAAGAUAAUACUCCAGAUAUUCCAGUAAAAGAUGAUACUCCAGAUAUUCUUUCAGGAGAUGAUACCCCAGAUAGUCUUGCAAAAGAUGAAUCUUCUGAUACUCUAACAGAAAAUGAAACUCUGGAUACUCUUGCAAUGGAUAAAUCUCCUGAUACUAUUACAGAAGAUAAUUCCCUGUAUACUCAGGUAAUAAAUCCUGAAGAUGAAGCUACUAAUAUUCAUGCAAAAGAUGAAUCUCCUGAAACUCUUAAUGAAGAUAAUGAUCAGAAUACUCCAGAAAAAGAAGAAUUUUUUGAUGCUCUUACAGAUGAUGAUACACUGGAUACUCUUGUAAAAGAUGAAUCUCAUGAUACUCUUACAGAAGAUGAAACUCCUGAUACUCUUACCAAAGAUAAUACUCCAGAUAUUCCAGUAAAAGAUGAUACUCAGGAUAUUCUUACAGGAGAUGAUACUCCGGAAAGUCUUGUAAAAGAUGAAUCUUUUGAUACUCUAACAGUAAAUGAAACUCCAGAUACUCUUGCAACAGAUGAAUCUCCUGAUACUCUUACGAAAGAUGAUACUCUGUAUACUAAGGUAAUAUCUCCUGAAGAUGAAGAUACUGAUACUCAUGCAAAAGAUGAAUCUCCUGAAACUCUUAAUGAAGAUAAUGAUCAGAAUACUCCAGAAAAAGAAUUUUUUUUUGAUGCUCUUACAGAUGAUGAUACUCCGGAUACUCUUGUAAAAGAUGAAUCUCCUGAUACUCUUACAGAAGAUGAAAAUCCUGAUACUCAUGUAAAAGAUGAAUCUCCUGAUACUCUUACCAAAGAUAAUGCUUCAGAUAUUCCAGUAAAAGAUGAUACUCCGGAUAUUCUUACAGGAGAUGAUACUCCGGAAAGUCUUGUAAAAGAUGAAUCUUCUGAUACUCUAACAGAAAAUGAAACUCCGGAUGCUCUUGCAACGGAUGAAUCUCCUGAUACUCUUACGAAAGAUGAUACUCUCUAUACUAAGGUAAUAAAUCCUGAAGAUGAAGAUACUGAUACUCAUGUAAAAGAUGAAUCUCCUGAAACUCUUAAUGAUGAUAAUUCUCAGAAUACUCCAGAAAAAGAUGAUACUUCUGAUACUAUUGCAAAAGAUGAAUCUCCUGAUACUCCUACAAAAGAUGGUGCUCCAAACACUCUUGCGAAAGAUAAAUCUCCUAAUACUCCAGCUGAAGAUGAAUCCCCCAAAACCCCAGCUAUGGAUAAAUCUCCCGAAACUCCAGAAAAAGAUGAGUCUCCUGAAACUUUCACAAAAGAUGAAUCAUUUAAAACUCCCAACAAUGAUCAACAUCUUGAUACUCUUAUAGAAGAUCAAUCUCAUGAUCAAGCUCAUGAGUCUCCACCCGAAGAUCAAGCUCAUAACACUCCUACAGAAGAUCAAACUCAUGAAUCUCCUAUUGAAGAUCAAAAUCAUGUUACUCCUAUUGUAGAUCAAACUUAUAACUUUCCAUUACAAGAUCAAACUCAUGCUACUCCUAUAAAAGCGCAUGACGCUCCUUCAGAAAAUCAAACUCAAGAUACUCCUAUUGAAGAUCAAACUGGUGAUGCUAUUUCAGAAUAUCAAGCUGGUGAUGCUCUUAUAGAAGAUCAAACUCAUGAUACACUUACAGCAGAUCAAACUUAUGAUGCUCCUACAGAAGAUCAAACGCUUGAGUCCCCUUCAGAAAAUCAAGCUAAUGCAACUCUAAAAGAACUAAAAGCUCCCAAUACUCUUAAAGAAGAUCAUGAUCCCAAAAUUCUUUCAGAAGAUCAAGCUCACAAAACUAUUAUGGAAAAUCAAGAUCAAACUCCCAAUACUUUCACAGAGGUUCAACCAAUCAAUACUUUUACAGCAAGGAUUGAGUGCAUAGAGUUAGAAAUACUAAUCUGUACCAUUAUUCCUACAAAAUAGGAACAAACUCAAAACAUGGAACACUAUUGGAACAUUAUUGGAACAACUGGCACUUAGGAUGAAAAUGGGAUUUUAAAGUGUCCGUAAAAAUUAAAUGCAGUGUAGGAUAAAAAAUGAAGUUAUUUAUAACUCGGUGCUAAAUAAAUUUCUAUUCGAUCAAUCUGUAAAAAUAUCAAUAAAACCCGUUUUCCAUGAACUCCGGAUAUUUAGUACGAAAAAAUGUAGGACUAAACUUAAACUUCAAACUGCUUUUUCAACAAUUUUACACACAAGCUCUGGAUUUUUCAGAAACUGUUUAAAAGUUUCUUUAAUACAUUUAACAAUUUGCGCGGCAAUUUUUUGUAACAGAAACAUCAGAUAGGAAUAAAUACAGAUUUGAUCGAUUCCAACUUUAAUCACAUUCUAGUUUUCACGAAAAAUCCCCCUGACCUUGACUACAGUGAUAACCAGAAAACUCUGGAAUAUGAAGACGACUUUUAGACAUACGUUAUUAAUACACUUUAGUAUUGUUACGGUGAUAACCAAAAAACUCUGGAAUAGGCAGACUAUAUUUUGACUCAAGUUAUGACUUUAAGCAGUCCAAUAAACAUGAGAGUGAGAAACAGUAAUUGUAAUUAUUAAUAAUCCUAUUUAACUUAGCAAGUGAUUAGUAAAACUAUUUGCUUCGUAACAACAUCUAAUACAUACACAAAUAUAUUGCUAUAAUGUCGUCUUCCUAUUCCCAGUUUUCUGGUUCUUACUGCAUAUUUUCAAGGUUUUAUAACAGGGACCAAUAAAACUGUAGAUUCAAAAAGAAGAAAUUUAGACAGUCUAAUGGUUUUUGAUGCUAUUACAAAGUAAUUAGUCUUUACCAAUAUAGCUUGGGUUGUGUACACUGCACACAAUUAAUAUACACUGGGCUUUAUUAAUCAUAAUUUGAGUUUAACAGUCGUGUUUCUUUUCCACAGUUUAAUGGUUAGAACUGUAUCUACCAGUUAGAUCAUUUACCAAAAAUUCUCAACUUUACUCCGCGAAAGCUGAAGAAUUUAUAAGUCAAGUUUUUACUCGCCAAAAUAUAUCAAAUGUUUUGGAAGCGUUGUAACCUCGUUGAUGAAAACAAAUUAUUUUUUAAUUGUUAACAUUAAAAAAA
Molecule: messenger RNA, 4107 nt
Organism: Eurytemora carolleeae
Lineage: Eukaryota; Metazoa; Arthropoda; Copepoda; Calanoida; Temoridae
Product: sialidase
Exons: 6
Coding region: 153-2978 (941 amino acids)
Source: RefSeq, a predicted model, not a curated record